AUUUUCGAUGCUCUUUUGUUUUAAGUCAUCCCGGAUUGUGCAAUAUUUUUGUUGAAUUCCUCCGUCUAUAGUGGAGACGAAUGAUUCAGGACCAGGGAAGGCCGUAGCAAUCAUGUCUUCGACAUCGGCGUUACAGAAAGCUAUUGAGCUUGUAACAAAAGCAACAGAGGAAGAUAAAAACAAGAACUAUUCUGAAGCAUUACGUCUCUAUGAAUCUGCUGUUGAGUAUUUCCUUCAUGCCAUGAAAUAUGAAGUCCCAAAUGAACGCGCUAAGGAAAGCAUCAGAGGAAAAUGUAAGCAGUACCUUGAUAGAGCAGAAAAGCUCAAGGACUACAUAGAAAAGAACAAAGACAGAAAGAAGCCUGUAAAAGCAGGGGAAGGAAAUUCAGGGAAAAAAGGUGGAAAAGAUUCAGAUUCAGAUGAUGAAUCAGAUCCUGCCAAGAAAAGGAUGGAAUCCAAAAUGGAAGGUGCUAUUGUUGCAGAAAAACCCAAUGUAAGUUGGGAUGAUGUGGCAGGCUUAGAGGGAGCAAAGGCAGCCUUGAAAGAGGCUGUUAUAUUGCCAAUUAAAUUCCCACACAUGUUCACAGGCAAGAGACAAGCUUGGAGAGGCAUCCUGCUGUUUGGGCCUCCAGGAACUGGUAAAACUUACCUAGCUAAAGCUGUUGCAACUGAAGCAAACAACUCAACAUUCUUCAGUGUUAGUUCAGCAGAUCUGGUUUCAAAAUGGUUGGGAGAAUCUGAACAGCACGUGAAGACACUCUUUGAAAUGGCUCGUGAACAUAAACCAUCCAUUAUCUUCAUUGAUGAAGUGGACUCCCUCUGUGCCUCAAGAUCAGAACAAGAGUCAGAGUCUGCCAGACGAAUCAAGACAGAAUUUCUUGUACAGAUGCAGGGUGUUGGAAAUCAAAAUGAUGGAGUUUUGGUUCUUGGAGCAACCAAUAUACCUUGGGUGCUAGAUUCUGCCAUCAGGAGACGAUUUGAGAAACGUAUUUAUAUUCCACUCCCUGAAGCAAAUGCUCGUACAAGUAUGUUCAAGCUGAAUUUAGGAGACACGCCUCACAGUCUUCAUGAGGAAGAUUUCAGGUUACUUGGUUGCAGAACAGAAGGGUACUCUGGUGCAGAUAUAAGUAUUGUUGUUCGAGAUGCUUUAAUGCAGCCAGUUAGGAAAGUCCAAACAGCCACCCAUUUCAAGUAUAUUCGUGGACCAUCUCGUGAAGAUCCGAACAGAUUUAUAGAAGAUUUACUUACGCCUUGCUCUCCUGGUGAACCUGGUGCCUUUGAAAUGACCUGGGAGCAAGUUCCAGGAGAUAAGUUGUUUGAGCCUGUAGUAUCAAUGAGUGAUAUGUUACGGUCCCUAGCCGAUUCCAAGCCUUCUGUAAAUGAUGAGGAUUUGGAUAAACUACGUAAAUUUACUGAAGACUUUGGACAAGAGGGAUAAAUGGUCAGUAAGGGUUAUCUUUAUGGUAAUACAGUAUGUUUAAAAUAGUGUGCAAUUUGCUGGUUAUGUCCAUAGUGAGAAAUUUUGAGCUGGUAUUAAAACUCAUCACCUUUAUUUUGAAAUCAAUAAUGUACUUUUAUCCCACAGUAAAGUUUUCUCAGCAUCGUAGGGAAGCUUGAAUGAAUGACUUAGAAAAAUGUCUUGGGGUUGUGAUAUCUUCAGUAGUGCUGUUGUUUGUUGAAUUUUGACUGAAACCCGGGUUUUUGCAAGUUUACACUACAAAAUUAUUAAGUCAUUAUUAGUUUCCUGUGCUGACUUUUUUCGUAGUCAAUUGAUCUGUAGUAACAAAAACAUUUUGGUAUUUUGCAGUUUGUAAAAUUUCUCAGGCAUUCAAAGGUAGCACACUUUCAAGUCUUAUGUCUCAUGAAGGCUUAAUAUGGUAACAUUUCAUUUGACAAAACCUCUCUUAUCAUACAGCAUUCAUGAGCAUUAUUGCCAUCAGCCAAUUUGCCAGGGUUUUGGGUGAGAGAGGAUGUAAUGUCACCUCAAAUCAGGUAAAUGUCUGCUAUUUUAGUAAUGUGUAAUUCACUUUUAUUUGCAUUUGUACUUUAUAUACUGUAUUUCCUGAGAGAAAGUUCAUAACAUUUGAUAUAUGGAAGUGUGAUUACUUUAUACGAUUUUAUCUUAAUUUUUUUUUAUAAUGCUUUAGAUUUAGCUUCUCAACUUCAUCUUCAUUGUAAAGUAAAAAUUAACUUGGAAAAAUGCCUGUCAAGUAUUUGGCAGGCUAUAUGUUUUGUUGUUUAGUGUUGUAUGUUUAUUGCUGUAUCAAGGGAUUUUAUAAUGUUCAUACUUGAAGCUGGUUUUGUUCAUUGAGCCAUUUCAGAGUGAAAUAGAUAAAAAAAAAUAAUGGGAUUGCAUUGUAAAUCAGUCAUUGACAAUGUUUGCAGAUAUUUUAUGCCCUUGCAACAAACUGUACAAGGGCUGCUUCGUGCUGGUCAGGGUCUCUUGAUGCUUUUUAUUUAGAAUGUACUGUAUUUUUGUCAUUUCUGUUCAAAAGACUUUUGUUAUAUAUAUAUAUAAAUAAACUAAAAAAUCACUGGCAAUAUUUGCAGUAUCCAUAAUUUGUGGACUGCAGCUGAUCUUUUCCUGUACUUUCCAAGUAUUUUCUAGGUCCAAAUUUAUGUAACAUCUCAAGGUUUCUUCAUUAAUGUUACCGUACUUAGUAGGCUUGUACUAGUUAAAGUAAAAGUAUUGGACAAGAAUAGGUAAAAUACUUCAUGUUGCAUUUAUUUAACCAAUACUGUACUUUUCUGAGUUAUUACAAUAUAUAUUAAUUACUCAGAACUGUGAACAAAAAUUUUUAUAUGAUGAAUUACAACAUAGGUAAAGCAAAAUUGGUGAUAUAAAAAUCACAGUGCCAUUUAAAAUAACGCUCUUAAGUCAUUGAUUAGAGCACUUUUGUCAAAAUCACAUUUUGUAUUUAAAUUUUUUGAAAAAUAGCUUUAUUUGGGUUGGUUUUAAAUGUGUAAAUUUUUGUUUAUUGAAUAUCGAAGUGUGGUGAAUACAUAGUUUUGCUAGCCAUUCUGGCCAGCCUUAUUCGAAUCGAGUAUUUUUUCUUGACUGCUCUGGGUAAACUAGUAUUGGUAACAGUAAUGAUUAUUCGCGAAUAAAGGCUUUUACAUUGACAAAAUUGUGUAACUAAGCGCACUUUUAGAGGAAUUCAAGUCUUGUUCAAAGUGAGUUACCUACAGUAUUUUGGUUUGUGCUUGCAAUAUUGUGAGAAGUAACGUGACAAUGAUAGACUACACUUACAGCUGCUGCUAUCAUUUAUAGCGACAUUAAUAAAGAGCUCCAUCUUUUGAAACCAGGCAUGGCUGUCAUAGAGAUGAUUACUUUAUGGGCUUAAAAUACGAAUAUGAAUUACUCUGUCCAUUACGUGUUCGGUUUCUUUGAUCUUAGCAAAACAGAGUAUUGAAUCAAUGACUUGAUUGAGUAGAUUUUUAAAUGUUACAUAUCUCGUGAAUUUGCUUUGUUACCCUUUGUUUCCUUCUACUUAAGGAAUAUUGCUGAGUUGUAUCUGACGAAGGUGACGAUUAAUCCUUGGGAAAAAUGUGUGUGAAUCUUGCAUACUUGAAAGACAGUAUAGACUUAAAUUAUGAUGUCAGUGUAUGAUCUUCCACCUGGAGCUAUAAGCUGCUAGUAUGAAUUGUACAGUAAAUUUAAUGGAAAUUCUAGAUUUAAGCAUUCAGAAAGCUCAAGUAAAAGCAUUUUAAGCUUAGCUCAGCCUGUUUGUAAGUGAACUGGACAAAUCAGGAAGGGAGGAAGUAUGGGUUUGCCCAGCUUAAUCUGUUCCCUAAGACAUAUUAAUUAUGGUACUAUUCACCGGUGGCCAGUUUUUUAUCAUUUUUAGUGCAAGAUUCAUAUUACGUAUGGUUUGAUGUUAGUUGGCAUUUGUAGUUUUUCAUUAUUUUUACUAAAAUAUUCCAGUCCAGUUUAAAUUGAUAGGACUAUUUAGAUUCAUUGGUUUUUAUAACUACUACUUUGUCACAAGGGGAGCAGCCAGGCAUUGCUUCACUUUUCAAUGCAUAUGAAAUGUACUUAAACAUUAUUCCAUAAUUAAUUUUCUUCAAAGUCUUAUCCUUUUAAAUUUCCUGGCCACUGAAUUUCUAGCCCCAGGAGAAUCAAGAACCUCGGCUUGGUCAUCUGAGCAUAUUGUUAUUUGUAAUUGGCUGAUGCAUCGAUUAGCAGAAACCAGAAGCCGUUAGAAGGUACAGCUUAAGUUGAAUAUGUUAUUGUAAGUUGGUUUUAUUUUUAUUAAAAAAACUCAACAGUACAGUGAAUUUCAGCCCACUGGGCGAGAAAGGUUCAUGUGAACUUUUCCAGUCUUUAAGUAACCUUUGAGAUAUCAGUUUUGACCAAAGGGGAUUUUUCUUCCCCAACUAGAAACUGAUGAACAAAUAAUGAUGGAUAAUGUUGCUCUUAUGGCACUCCUCCAAAAAGAAAAUUGACUAUUGAGCCAAUAUGUUACUGUGUGGAAGACAAAUUGUGGUGCUCUCCAAAGAGGCAAGUAAUAUGGUGAUAAUGGAGAACGCUUGUAUUGGCGUUCAUAGUAAACCAGUUUGAUUUUGUUUUGCAGUAUAUACCCUAUAGAAACAUGUAAAUUUACGGUAAUCUUCAUUGAUUACCCAUACUGUUCCCCAUUGUAAGUUACAGCACUUAUGUUAUGAUCUGAGAAAUUAGCCACAAAAUUACUAAAUUGCCGUGCAUAUUACACUUAAUUGUUUCCUGGAAGAUUUUAUUACCAAGAACCGAAUGCAGCUUAUUAGUACCAUAGCCUUUGAAGGAAUUUUCAAAAAUUUUAUUUUAGCUUUUCAUUCUUGGAUCCAGUCUUUUGAAUCAUUUUGUAUCAAAUUAUUCUGUAAUUUUCCAGUAAGAUGAUAAUAGUAUUUCAUUCUCAACAUUUUAAGUAUUAAUUGUUUGAAGAUCCCAUGUAGUUACCAAGUACCUCUCAUUACAUGUGGUUAGUGUAUCUGUAUAUGUUAUAGGUUCUGCUGUGUACCACAUCUCUGGCCAUAGUGGCUUAGAGACAAGAAAUAGUAACUGAAAACAUAAAAUAGCACUACUUCUGAUAAACUGAAUAUUACAGAUUAUAAACAGAUUAUAAAACAAGUCUAAGUUAAUUGAUUACAGCCACUAAAAUUUAGGUUUUUUUUUUUUUCUCAAAAAUAGCUGUUAAUUUUUUAAUUCUAUUGAUUAAGUUAGUUGGAGAUGAGGAAUGCUGUUAAGCAUCAAUAAUAUAUUGUAAAUUAGAUUAUUUUGAUUUAUUAUUAGGUUUUUUCAUUUUAAAAGUUGGUAAAAGUUUCAACCAAAUUGGGAAUUGUUGAAGUCUUUGUGCAGAGAUGCAGCAGUCACUGGGUGCAAGGUCCUAACCAGUAGAUGGUGUAACUACUGUAUUUAAAGAUUUUAAUUUCUUCUAGAGUUCAUUGUAGUGCUAAUAGUACAUUUUUCAGUAAAAUACUGUAUCCUAGUAUAAACUGAUAUCUCAAAUGAAUGUCAUUGGUUAUUCAAGAUUGUGGUUUUUGCAAUAGUUGAUCAAAAAGAAAAAUUCUUAUGUAAAGAAUACUUAUCUCACUACUGUGUGACUGUACUAGUCUCCAGAACACAUGGAACUCACCCCUAAAAUUGUUUAGUAGCCAUUUUCACUGCUGUAGUGCUGUAUCUUUCAUCUUUCACAGUUUUCUUUGAGAGAAAAUAAGUAAAUUUGAGUUGUUAAUGACUUUUUGUUAGGCUUUUAGUUUUGUAUUUUGUUGGCAAUGAAUUUAUACACUACAUGAAUGACAAUUUGAAAUUUGUCCUCUCGCUUUCACAUUCUGGAAAAGGCUUAAUUUCUGCAUAUCUUGUAGCAGAUAAAAGGAAAAAAAAUUAAUUACUAUAGUAUUUACUUUUAUAUUCUGUGUCGAAUUUUUUUUUAAAAUUAUGAUAAAUAACGUAAUAGGUUGCCAUCUCUUACAUUGUAGGCUAGAGGUAUAUCGGCUAACAUUAGAAAGAUAUUGCUGUUCUAGUUCUAUAUAGAUUCCUUGGCUGGAUCUUAACUUUUCUACAUGGAAUGUAGGUGUUAGAAUAUAUAAAGGAUCAACAAUGUAUUGUUCAUUUUGUUAUCAAAGCUACUUUUAAUGUUGCUCCCUUUAGUUGAGAAAAUUAUUAGCAUUGUAACAUGAUCUGAUUGCAAUGAAAGGGGGAGAUAUUAACAUCAGUAACACUGUGUGUGAGCAAUUAAAUAACCCUAAUAGUUCCAAAGAACGGUCACUGCCAGUAGAACAUGAAAUACAGAGCUUAUGUUAAACUGUGGAAUGAGUGCUUUUGUAACCCCUUAGUAUUUUACCAGUUUUGAGCAAAUCUGUUAAGGCUCCUUGCUUAAGUUGUAGGGAAAAAUGUUUUAAUAGUUAAGGUUUCUGACAUCAAGUGUCUACCGCCAUAAUGCUUUACAGCAAAUGGUUUAGUAACUGAAAUUUUGUUUCAGUAUCCCUUAAAAGCUCCAGUGCCAGUAAUGCUGAAUGAAAAGUCUCAGAAUUUUGGGUAGGCAACUAUCUGAGAAGCCAUGACUAUAUUUAAAAUAAUUCUGACCUCUUGUAAUGAUUCUCACUAAGCAAACAGUGAAUCCAGGUCCAGUAAUGGAAGGUAACAAUAACAAUCAUGAUGCUUAUAUUUUAUAUUGUCUUCUCUUCUAACUAAAAUUAAUUUAAUUGCAUGUUCCUUCUUCUCUGCAGCAGUUAUGAAAAAAUGAUCCUAGAAUUUUAAGCAUUAUUCUGCCUGAUGAGAAUGUUGUAUUAGCAUAAUAUCGGCUUAUGGUAACAUUGUAAGUACAGUAAUACUGUCUUAAGGUUUUAUAUCAUCUUAGUUAAAUUUCUAUAAAUACUUGACAUGAAAAAGUUAAAUUUCUAUAAAUACUUAACAUGAAAAAUAAAAGAUUUUAUUAAUUUUUUUUUCUUUGACAAGAGAAAAAUAUUUUUUUUUCAAAGUUACUCUCAAACAAAACAUGGUUCCAUGCAAUGUAAAAGCACCAUACAAACAAAACAAACAAAACAUGUUUAAAUUUCAGUGAUAUAUAAAAUUUUAUGGUAUCAGAUCUGGGGUUCAUGCUUUAACUAUGCUUGAUAUUAUAUAUAAUUCAUGUACAGUAUUUGAUAAUUACUUUUACACUGUAAACUGUAGUGUUUUUUUUUUUUUUUUUGAGUGGUAGAAAUUGCAGCUUUUAUUCCAGAUAGCAAAUAUUUAGAAUAUACUAUGUAUUUAUUUAGGUACUGCUUAGGAAUUUAAAUGUUCUUGUUGUUGAUUACGUUAAUUUUUUUUUUUCAUUUUUGUUGAACUUUUCUUGUGUAUGGGAGGGAGUGUGAACAUGCAUGAACAAAUAUUUGCAUUUAUUGGCUGUUUAACUACCAUUUUUAUAAAACAAAAUAUGAAACUUGAUUUGUCAAUAUUAUCCAAGAGUUUUUAAUGUGAUACAUUAUUCCAACUUACAAAUGUCUAAAUGAAAUUGCAGCUGUUGUAUGUGUGUUUUAUGAAAUUUUUCAAGGUUGAUGGAUUUUGGUUUUUAUAUUUUUCUAGUUUAGCUACUUUUGUUGUCAGUUUGAGGAGUAAGCCUAAUUCAUGUAAGAAUUCUUGCCAGAGGCAGUGUUCAGUAUUAUACAGAUACUGAAACUAACCCAAGCUUUAUUACAGGCUGUUAGAGUUAGGUUAGUAGGUAGGUUUCCACAAAAUGCUUUUUGAAUUACAUUCAGAACACUUGCAUUUACACACUGGUAAACAUUGUAUAUGCUAGCUAUGCCUUGAUUUUUUUUUGUGAUUUGUGCUUAUAGCUUGAAGGAAGUUAUAAACCUCAGCAGUAGUUUUUAAUUUGGGUGGAUUGCAUGGAGUGAAAUUGUGUUACAUAUUGCGUAAGAGGUAGUAAAACUAACUAGCUAAUCUUAAACAGGAAUUAUUGCAAUAUUAAAGAAUUAUUUCUUGGAAUCAGAUAAUUGAAGACACUAAACGCUAAAUUCAACUAAGGAUUUGCAAUGUCGAACAGUGACAGUUUUACAAAUUAAUUUAGUUGGUGAAAAGGUUAACAUUUCAUAUUGCCAUAUUGUUGGGCUUUGAGAUAACAUGCUUAUUGCCGAUGGGUUUUUUUAUUUGCUGAAGUAGCACAGAAGCACUUAACUAUGCUACAUACAUAAUUACAGCAGUUACAUAGAAAAAUAUAUAUGUAUAGUACUUGGUUGCUGGACAACCCGGAGUUGUUUUGAAUUUGGGUUGGAAGUUGUAUAUUAAGCAAAGUUUUACUGUAAUUUUUGAAAUUGGCAAAAUGGCAGAUGAUUCUCAGAGACAAGUGUUACAAGCCAGUUACUCCCAUUUUUUAUUUUAGCAAAAUGUGAUUCUAAACUUUUCUAAAGAUACAUAUUGAAGUUAUUUACUCAAGAAGUUACUGUGCAGUAUAGUACAGUUAUUGUUGAAUGAUUCUUUUUAUUGUAUAAAGCCAGUUUCUUUGCUUCUUCCCUGUACAAUUAGUUGGUGAUACAUAUACGAUUCAUUUAUAACUGGUAAUGUAAUCAAAAUUUGCAUAAUGUAAUUUCACCAAAUUAAUAUUUUUUUUACAUUUUCAUAUCCAUGUUUACUUUGUUGUCCAGUCUAGCUAUUGACCCUUAUUUGAUCAAUAAAGUGGACCCCUUUUUGUUUGCCCAUGGAGUCUAUAAUUUUUUUGAAAACUGGGUCAGUAGUGUGGUUUAUAAUAAAUACCACAUUUGUAAAGAUCUUUAUUUAUUUUCAUCAUUUAGUUAUUGGGGAAACUUAUUUUAUUUUUAUAGCUUAACAUGUCACCAGUUCUGUCAGGUUUCCUAUCUGAUAGGGUCCUUUGUCCAUUCUCUUCAUUUUAUUUGUCUUUCCAAAAGUUAUUUUGGAUGAGGCCUUGUCCAUCUUCUCCCUCUUCUCUCCAGUGAAGUGACUUAAUAGUCAAGUAGGGUGUUAUGUUAUUACUAAAGAGACGCGAGUUUGCACUGUGAUGAAAUGAAUUUAUGAUAGCAGGUACACUAAAUAUAAUAAUGUUUUGAUAGAAACAAUAAAACCAUAGUUUUCAUCUGUAUACAGCUUUUUGAUUUGUUAGAACAAAUAGAACUUGGUUUGCCUUGUUUUUCAUACUUCUUUCUUCUAUUGGCCAAAAUAUUAACUGUUGAAUUUCAGCUUACAAUGUUAGCUAAUACAGAGACUGUACUGACUGAUAUAGUUGUUUUUGACUUUCUCAUGAACAUCACGCUCAGGCCUUGGCCCUCUGAAGCUCUCAUAUGUUCAUCCUCAUUAUCAUCACAUACAGUUUAUGUCAAUUUAAUAGAUAAUGAUUAUGUAAUAAAUGAUAUAUUAUAUAUAUAUACAAUAAUCCUAAA
Molecule: messenger RNA, 9351 nt
Organism: Macrobrachium nipponense
Lineage: Eukaryota; Metazoa; Arthropoda; Malacostraca; Decapoda; Palaemonidae
Product: vacuolar protein sorting-associated protein 4-like
Exons: 8
Coding region: 113-1438 (441 amino acids)
Biological process (GO): endosomal transport; vacuole organization
Molecular function (GO): ATP hydrolysis activity; ATP binding
Source: RefSeq, a predicted model, not a curated record